AUGCAUCUACAGAGGAGAAGAAGGUUUCAGCUGAACCGUAUUUUAUUUAUAGUCUGUGUGAUGUUCCUUUGCUCCCUGUACCAACUGUCCAUUAAUCAACAGAUGGAUUCAGGACCUUGGACAGAGACUAACCUGGAAGAACCUAUCUUUCUGAAAGAUGCAAAAAGUGAGAUGACUGUAAAAGUGUCUGUCAGGGAAGUAUUAAACUGACGCCCCCCCCCCACCACCACUUCUACCACCACCACUUCUACCUCACUUGCCCCCACAGAAAAUGUAACUGAAAGGACCAAAACCCGACACUGUAUUUUUGUGGACCCAGAUCCCAUAACACCUACCAUUAAACAAAAAACCACAACCACUGUCCCAAUCUCCACCAGCAAGCCCAAUAAGCCCCCUUUGCCUCAUGCCAAAGGAGAAUAUCCAGAGGACCUAUUCAGCAUAGAGCAGCGCAGGGAGGGUUGGGUAAUAUUUCAUAUCUUUGGCAUGAUGUAUGUCUUUGUGGCCUUGGCCAUUGUCUGUGAUGAGUUCUUUGUGCCAGCUUUGGGGGUGAUUACAGAGAAGCUUGAGAUCUCUGAAGAUGUAGCUGGUGCCACAUUUAUGGCUGCUGGUGGAUCAGCACCAGAACUUUUCACCUCCUUGAUUGGCGUGUUCAUUUCUCACAGUAACGUUGGCAUCGGAACUAUUGUGGGUUCGGCUGUCUUUAACAUCUUAUUUGUCAUUGGUACUUGUGCCCUCUUCUCCAGGGAAAUCCUCAACCUUACAUGGUGGCCUCUCUUCAGAGAUGUCUCGUUUUAUAUAGUUGAUUUGAUCUUGCUGAUUAUCUUCUUCCUUGAUAAUGUUAUUUUGUGGUGGGAGAGCAUGACGCUUCUCACUGCGUAUGGGCUUUAUGUCACCUUCAUGAAAUGUAAUGUUAUGAUUGAAACAUGGGUGAAGACUCAUCUGUCCAAAAGAAAGAAGCUAGUGAAAGUAAUGGCACUGGAAGAUACAUCUAAGAAGGGCAAUGGGUCAGUUGCAGGGGAUGAGCCAAAGCCACCCGAAGACAACAACAGAUUAAAGCUGAAGCCUUUCCUUACUAGAGGUGGGAGUUCGGCCUCUCUGCAUAACAGCACCAUUCGCAGUACCAUAUUUCAGCUCAUGAUCCAUACCCUGGACCCUUUGGGGGAAGCAAAAUUUAAAGACAAGGCUGAAAUCAUGAACAACAUGGCCAAGGCCAAGGUAGAUUCAGAGGGGAAAAAAGGACUGAAUACCAAAGAUGAGAAGGGUGAAGGAGGUGACAUCCCCAACACUGUGAAUGUACGGGUGACUCCCCCCACUGGGUCUGAACCCUCGAAGGAUACAGAGGAGGAAGUAGACAAGGAUGACACCCAGAAAGGAGCAGCGCAGGGCGGUGAUGGAGGAGGAGAUGGAUCUGGCAGCGGUGGAGAUGAAAGUGAUGAGGAGGAUGACAGUGAGGAGGAUGACAGUGAUGACGAUGAGGAGGAGGAGGAAGAGGAGCCAGAGGAACCUCUAUCUUUGGAGUGGCCUGACACAAGGAGAAAGCAAAUAACCUACCUGUUUCUUCUGCCCAUUGUAUUUCCUCUGUGGCUGACUGUGCCUGAUGUUAGGAGUCCAAAAUCAAGAAGGUUUUUCAUCCUGACAUUCCUGGGCUCAAUAAUGUGGAUUGCUAUAUUUUCAUACCUCAUGGUAUGGUGGGCACAUCAGGUGGGGGAAACCAUUGGCAUUUCAGAGGAGAUAAUGGGUCUUACCAUACUGGCUGCUGGCACUUCAAUACCAGAUCUCAUCACCAGUGUAAUUGUGGCAAGGAAGGGACUGGGAGACAUGGCUGUGUCUAGCUCUGUAGGAAGCAACAUCUUUGACAUUACUGUAGGGCUGCCCGUUCCCUGGUUCCUGUUUUCAGUAUUUAACGGUUUCAGUCCUGUGGCGGUGAGCAGCAAUGGCUUGUUUUGCGCAAUUGUCCUCCUCUUUCUCAUGCUUCUCUUUGUCAUAUUCUCCAUUGCUGCCUGCAAGUGGAAGAUGAACAAGUUUCUUGGACUCACCAUGUUCACUUUGUACUUUGUGUUUGUGAUCGUCAGUGUCAUGCUGGAGGACAGGAUAAUCGUCUGCCCCAUAUCUAUAUAA
Molecule: messenger RNA, 2118 nt
Organism: Bufo bufo (common toad)
Lineage: Eukaryota; Metazoa; Chordata; Amphibia; Anura; Bufonidae
Gene: SLC24A1
Product: solute carrier family 24 member 1
Biological process (GO): long-term synaptic potentiation; calcium ion transmembrane transport; long-term synaptic depression
Cellular component (GO): membrane
Molecular function (GO): calcium channel activity; calcium, potassium:sodium antiporter activity
Source: RefSeq, a predicted model, not a curated record